ACAAUCAUCUUGAGGGCAUGCCGUAGACGAAAGAAAAAUCUCUCGCCUGCAGUCCAGCUUGGACCGUGGCGGGCGGCUGGAGAAGCAGCAGCAUAUCCUCGCGACCGCAAGAGACACGGCCUACAACAAAGGGAGCCGCCCGCCGGCCGAGCCGGCAAGGCGGGCGAGCGGACAGGCCUAAGCGAAGCGGGCGCAGCUGCCGGUGGUGGGUGGUGGCCGUAGCAAAUAAACUAUCUGUCGCCUCGCCACGCUUCGUCAACACCGGGACCGCCCCCACCACCCCCGCCCCGAGCGCCAAUUCUACCGCCGCUCCCGGCCAAGCUUCCGGUCCACGAAUCAACGGCGCCUCCGCGUCGUCUCCUCCCCGGAGGUAAUCUUGCGCCGAUUCGCGCGCUCCGCGACCGGUGGCUCCGCCGGGUCCCGUGUUCUUGCUGGGCGGGGGGUCAGGUCAACCUGGCCUCUGCUUGAUUGGAUUCGAGCGGUCGGCGCCUCCACCUCGGGAUCUUUCCUGCCGGUUUCGUCGGCCGCUGGUCAACUCGGCCGGUUGGUCUCCGGGGGCCUGGCUCUUCACUUUCGUGCAGCCACCGUCGCUUUAGUUCGGUAUAAUAGAGCCGCAACCGCAACCUCUCUUUUACUUGUUGGAUUGGAUCCACCGGUGUCUGUCUCCUGCCAGGUCACGGCCUAAUUCGGGGAAUUUGGUUUGGUACAUCUCUCGAGUCAAAUCCUGCCCAAGAUUUUAGCUAUCUCCGGUCAAAAAGCUUUACCGAUUCUUGGAUUGGUUUUCUUGGGGGCAAGAAGCCGGUUCUUGUUUCGUCUCUGGUGCUCCAGCAUGUUCUGUAGCACACAGCUGAGGCGAUGGCGUCGAGCACCAGCGCGAUGCCCGAGGCGAAGGAGAAGCUGAAGAGGUCCGGCAGCUUGGGAAGCAACGAUACGUAUGUGCGUGCAGACAAGAUUGAUCUUACGAGCCUCGACAUCCAGCUGGAGAAGCAGCUCACCAAGACCUGGGGCAAAGCCAAUCUCAAAUCCCAGGGGCCAAAGGAGGAGUGGGAGAUCGACCUUGCGAAGCUGGAGAUCCGCUAUGUGAUUGCUCAGGGGACGUAUGGCACAGUUUACCGGGGCACCUAUGAUGGACAGGACGUCGCAGUGAAGCUUUUGGACUGGGGAGAAGAUGGUUUUGCCACGGAAGCUGAAACUGCUGCUUUACGAACAUCAUUCAAGACGGAGGUUGCUGUUUGGCAUAAGCUCAGCCACCCUAAUGUUACAAAGUUUGUGGGUGCAUCUAUGGGGACCACAGACCUUAAGAUUCCAGCAAACAAUUCCAAUGGUGGUGCACGUACAAAUUUUCCUGCAAGAGCAUGUUGUGUCGUGGUAGAGUAUCUCGCUGGAGGAACUUUGAAGCAAUAUUUGAUAAAGAACAGCCGACGGAAGCUUGCUUACAAAGUCGUGGUUCAGCUUGCAUUGGAUUUGGCUAGAGGAUUGAGCUAUCUGCACUCCAGAAAGAUUGUACAUCGGGAUGUGAAAAGCGAAAACAUGCUACUUACUCCACAAAGAAACCUUAAGAUUGCUGAUUUUGGUGUUGCUCGUGUUGAGGCUCAGAAUCCAAAGGACAUGACUGGUGCAACAGGCACACUUGGUUAUAUGGCUCCAGAGGUUCUUGAUGGUAAGCCAUACAACAGGAAGUGUGAUGUUUACAGUUUUGGCAUUUGUUUAUGGGAAAUCUAUUGUUGUGACAUGCCUUACCCAGACCUAAGUUUUGCUGAUGUCUCAUCUGCCGUUGUUCACCAGAAUUUGCGCCCAGACAUUCCUCGCUGCUGCCCAAGUGCAUUUGCGAAUGUUAUGCGGAAAUGCUGGGAUGCAAACCCUGAUAAACGCCCUGAUAUGGAUGAAGUGGUGCAGCUUUUAGAGGCUCUGGACACGAGCAAAGGCGGUGGCAUGAUACCAGAUGGCCAGUCAUCAGGAUGCUUAUGCUUCACAAAGGCUCGGGGUCCAUAGAUUCUUUUCACGGUAUUCUCUUCCCUCGGCAACAUUUUCCUCAUGUAAAUGACUAGGCCAGGGCAUGCUUCUCAUUGCGCGACCUGUGCAGUCGGCGCUUACAGUUCUCCCUACUUGCCACCAUUGUGUGUCAACAGUAGCUCUCAUACGAUUUUUGCUGUCCACUGUCGACAAUCUUUUUUAUACCACUAUGGUGCUGUAAUUGUGAUUCUAAAGAGAUUUGGUAUACGAGUUACACUCUUGAAACUGCUACCUCUCCUAUGCCCAUUUUGGUGCCAUUGAUCAGUAUAAAUCUUUACCCUGUGAUUAUUAUUUCCA
Molecule: messenger RNA, 2310 nt
Organism: Sorghum bicolor (sorghum)
Lineage: Eukaryota; Viridiplantae; Streptophyta; Magnoliopsida; Poales; Poaceae
Product: serine/threonine-protein kinase HT1-like
Exons: 7
Coding region: 856-1992 (378 amino acids)
Biological process (GO): protein phosphorylation
Cellular component (GO): plasma membrane
Molecular function (GO): protein kinase activity; ATP binding
Source: RefSeq, a predicted model, not a curated record